CGAAGUCGACGAAAAGAAGAAUUUGACAUAUUUGGAUGCUACUGGAGCGGCUAGAGCUGAAGCACCGCUUGUUAGACGAGCAAUUGACACCACAACUUAUACCGAUCCGUGGACUAAGAGUACCUAUGAUGGGAUGUAUCACGCUGUAAAACAGAAUUUUUGAGGCACCCCGAGGAACGAAACGAAGCAGGCUUUCGUCGAAAGGCUUGAGAAUUUGAUGGCGGCCAGUCAAGAAGUAAGAGAAUUGAAAGAACAGUAUGGUUUUGGACGCAUCUGCGCCAAUCUACGGCAAAUGAUCAGGGCUGGACUCUUUCUCGUGGACUAUGACCUCCAUCCCAGUCGUGAGCAAGCGAUUGUUGCAGCCUCAAAAAUCUCUGGGGAAAGAGUAACCACGACAGAGGCGAUCCGCGAAGGUUCCGAACACGACCUAAAUCUACUGCUCAACGAUCAUCUGGAGUCAUCGAAGCACGCGUUAUCGAAACUUCGAGGACUGAUCAGCUUCAAGCCAUCUGAUGAGAGCAAGGACAAUCUUCCUCCAUCGCUAAGUGCCCAUCAUAAUGAGCACUCAACUGCUAUUGAGGUCGACAAUGAGGAGAUUGAGAAGAACAAUCAUCUGGUAGAAGAGAUCGCACCGCCAGCCACCCUUCCAUGGAGUAUUGUUAGACUCCCUAACAUGAAUGAGGUUGAACCAUCGAAGAACCGGAAUCUCGUCCCAGGACCAAAUCGACUGAGAAUGUUUGAGGCACAGCAGACGUUCAUGGCGUUAGAUGACGACAUGAAUGAGUGCAUCAGCAUGGCAGUUUCAAGCACAGGGAUCCCAGCCUUGCCGACGUCCCCCACACUGGAAAACCGCAUGGAUGAGCAGAAGGACCCAUCAAUCUCCAAGCCCUCAACAAGUGAGCCCACAAGACUUCCAGCCUUGCAGGAGCUUGGCUUGGGAUCAGGUCUGGGGCAGGAGCUGAAUCUGAGUGGCUUGCGACUUGAUGGUCUUGAGCUUGAGGACACUCCUAGCUUCCUGCAUAUACUCGAGCCUGUUGAGAACAAGCACGCCAAUGCAAACAAGAAAUUCCAAGCUUCUGUCACUUUGGAGGACGCUGUAUCACCUACUGAUCUCUGGACAUAUAUCUCAGAAUCGAAGGAGGUCAGUGAAGAUGCACCAGAUGCACCAGAUGCUCUUCAAUUAAGUUCUCAGAAUAAUUUUAGCUCGCUGGCUACAUGGAGGUACAAGCCUGUGGGACCUAUCAAGAUGCGAUACAAGUCACCUGAGACCGAUAUGAAGUCUGCUACCGAAUCAAGCCCUGAUACCCAAUCAAAACCUGACACCGACUCAAAGCCAGAGAAGAUUGCGGAUCAAAAAAGGGUCGACGCAGAUUGAUGAACUUGGGAUGAUUGAUCUUGAUGAGCACGAAGCCACCAUCCCAAAGUCUGAAAGCGCUGAGGUAGCCGACGAUCCUCAGGAGACUUGCUCAGAACAGCAGAAGGAACGAAAGAGCCUCCUCCGUGAGGCUGAAGAAAGCCUGAGGAAGGCCGACAGACCGAAUCCUAAAGCAAGGGACGGACCCCGUGCGAAAUAUAUGGUGAAGAAUAAGGUCCCAGAAGAGAUCAGUCAGUAUGCAACGAUGCCAGUUCCCGAGACUUAUGAUCUCUACCUGCCAUAUCGCGUUCAGUACAAGUUGCUCACCUAUCUACAAGCCUCGCUGGAAACGGUUUGCUUUGGCUAUCUGAAACGUGAACACUCGCACACUUUGGAAGGGUCAGAUUCACUGCGGGAGGUGGAAUAUCCCGAAAAUUUGGAAUUGCCGCAGUACGUCAACAUCUUCAGGGAACACGUAGAGUUUGACUCUCAGGCACUCAACAAGUA
Messenger RNA from Aureobasidium pullulans EXF-150, 1861 nucleotides. RefSeq lists its product as uncharacterized. The record is from RefSeq and is a predicted model, not a curated record. The transcript has a single exon. NCBI's taxonomy places the organism in Eukaryota, Fungi, Ascomycota, Dothideomycetes, Dothideales, Saccotheciaceae. Bases 218 to 1375 code for a protein of 385 amino acids.